This is a messenger RNA of Hyaloscypha bicolor E, 690 nucleotides long. RefSeq lists its product as uncharacterized. NCBI's taxonomy places the organism in Eukaryota, Fungi, Ascomycota, Leotiomycetes, Helotiales, Hyaloscyphaceae. The record is from RefSeq and is a predicted model, not a curated record. Gene Ontology annotation, molecular function: structural molecule activity; clathrin heavy chain binding. The transcript has 3 exons. The coding region runs from base 1 to 690 and encodes 229 amino acids. Gene Ontology annotation, cellular component: clathrin coat of trans-Golgi network vesicle; clathrin coat of coated pit; plasma membrane. Gene Ontology annotation, biological process: intracellular protein transport; clathrin-dependent endocytosis; clathrin coat assembly.
AUGGCAGACCGAUUCCCCUCGCUGGAGGAGUUUGACUCUGGUGCACAAACCGAAGCCGCAGCUUUUGACGGAGAUGACUUCCUCACUCGCGAGAAAGCACUGCUAGGUGACGACGCUGACCAAUUCGCGACCGGACGUGAUAACGCCGCGUUUGUGGAGGAUGGAGAUGAUGAUUUGCUGGGUGGAGGAGGUGGUGGUGAGGAGGUUACGGAGUUCGAGAGCUCGUUUCCUGCUAUUGACUCGCGGAAUGAGGGCGUAGCACCUGGCGGCUCCAUCACCUACCAAUCCGGCUACUACCCACCCCGUGCCGACGACGAAGAAGAGCCCGAAGUCAUCAAGCAAUGGCGCGAGCGCCGCGACCUCUCGCUCCAAGACCGGGAAGCCCGCUCGCAAGAGAAGAAGAACGAGACCGUCAAGGCCGCCCAGCAGAACAUCGACGACUUCUACGAGAACUACAACUCGAAGAAGGAGAAGACGAUUGCGCAGACGCGCCGCGAUGCUGAGGAGUUUCUGGAGAGUAGGGAGGAUACGAGUGCUGGUGGAACUAGCUGGGAGCGUAUUGCAAAGUUGGUCGAUUUGAGUGGGAAGGGUGCGAAAGGUGGUGCGACGGGGAGUGAUAAGGCGAAGUUUAGGGAGUUGUUGAUGAACUUGAGGAAGGACGAAAAGGCGCCGGGUGCUACGGGUUAUUAA